This is a messenger RNA of Thalassophryne amazonica, 1831 nucleotides long. RefSeq names its product ST3 beta-galactoside alpha-2,3-sialyltransferase 5 (gene st3gal5). Lineage: Eukaryota; Metazoa; Chordata; Actinopteri; Batrachoidiformes; Batrachoididae. The transcript has 8 exons. The record is from RefSeq and is a predicted model, not a curated record. Bases 199 to 1299 code for a protein of 366 amino acids. Gene Ontology annotation, molecular function: lactosylceramide alpha-2,3-sialyltransferase activity.
AAGAAAUGCAAUCCGACACACGGCUGCUGCGGGUUCCAAUGUAAUGUUUUUUGUUUGUUUGUUUUUUAAUGGACAUGGAGCGACACAGCCGUCCAUGGAAGAGUAAGUAAACAAGAAUAAGAGCCCUGCGAGCCAGAGGGCUCCAGACGACGACGCAGGAGCAAGAAGGGUUGUCAACGUCCAGUGAGAACGAGAAAUAUGAGGCUGUCCAAGCGGUGGGGAGCACACAGGCACAAGUGCAUGUUUGUUGUCCUAGGAUUUUUGGUGUUAUCGAUUGUCUACCUGACGCCGUUUGAGAUGCGGACAAGUCUACCCCUGCAGGUGCGCGUCAGCCCUGCGCAUCGAAAGUUAGUGCAUGAGUACGUGCGCAACAUUUUGGAGGGUCCGUGUCAUCAUGGCAACACCAGGCAGCGUUUGUUAUCUCGACUCAGCGCUCCCAGUGAAGUCAUCCAGCCGUUUUUGUGGAAAGCCGGGCCCCUUCCCGAUGACCUCUUCCUGUUUCCACCUCCAUUUGGCUUCAAAGGUCUCCACAGAAAGCUUGAGGAGGUGCUGGAGCUGCUGCCAGACGCUGACUCUCCUCCAGAGCUGGGGCCGAUGGUGCGCAGAUGUCACCGCUGUGUGGUUGUGGGAAAUGGAGGCAUUCUCAAAGGUUUAGAGCUCGGCCCCCUGAUUGACCGUUUUGACAUCAUUAUCAGGCUGAACAGUGGCCCUCUUGGUGAAUACAGUGCUGAUGUAGGGAGUCGAACCAGCAUCAGGAUGAGUUACCCGGAGGGUACGCCGCUGCACUGGGUUGACGUCGAUCCGCACACACUGUUUGUCGCUGUGGUGUAUAAAGCUGUAGACAUCAGCUGGAUUUCUGCUAUGAUCAGCAAGUACACCGUGCCACUGUGGGACUGGCUGUUCUUCUGGCAGAAGGUUCCUGAUCAAAUUCCUCUUGAGCCACACAGGUUCCGACUUCUAAACCUGCAGGUGAUUCGAGAGACUGCACUGGAUCUACUGAAAUACCCUCCACCCAGACCGCGGUUAUGGGGCUGGGACCAGAACGUGCCCACUCUGGGCGUGUCUGCACUGAACUUAGCCAGUCUCCUGUGUGACGAGGUCAGCUUGGCAGGAUUUGGCUACAACCUCUCCCAGCAGGACGCGCUGCUGCACUACUAUGACCACCAGCCUAUGAGCGCCAUGCUAGAGCAGACGAUGCACAAUGUGGACCGAGAGACCCAGCUGCUGCAACGCCUGUCCAGAGAGGGCACCAUCUCAGACCUGACGGGAGGGAUCCACUGCACCUUCUGCUCCAGGUGACCUCCUCAACGAGCCAAUCACAGCACAGCAGGAUGCACAAAGACAUAUGUUUGUACGGAACAUUUAAUGCAAUAAAUUAUGUACUGCACAAAACGCCACAAGACGGACAAAGAAGAUGAUCCAUCAGAAGGACUAACAGCAUGCUUUAGAGAUACUCGCUGUAUGUGAAGAAACUGAAAAUCAACAAAUGAAAUCAUCUUUAGUACAUUUCCUUGUCGGAAAGCUGUUUUUAAAACAAAGGGCAUACUAGCAAUAAUAUGAGUACCUCCUGAGCCCAGUAGUAUUUCAGAGUUCCAGUUUUUCAGUUUCAAUUUCAAAGAAACUUGAAGUCCUAAUGAAAGUGUUUGUGAGUUCAUUAUAAAAACGGCACAGUUGGUUCCUGAGAUAAUGUCAACUUUUAGUACAAGGUGACAAACGGCUGCUGAGCAAUACUGACGCACAGUUCACCCUGCGCAGCCGAAAUCGAACAGUUUCAAAGUUUUAUUGCAGGCCAGAAUCAGCGCAACAGCCUGUGUUGAUGAGAUCAAUUUUU